UCUCUAGAUAAGUAUAUAAAAACUCGUAUACACAAUUAUAGAUUGUCUAUAGUAUUAGAUAGCUUCGAACUAGCUUGAUAAGUGCUGCAAUACAAUUAAAAAAUGUCAGCUAUAGUAAACGUACGUCAGGGAAAAUUGAAGGGUUCUUUGUGCGAAAGUGUUUUAGGAACAUCUUAUUUUAGUUUCAAAGGAAUACCUUUUGCCGCUCCUCCUCUUGGUCCAUUAAGAUUCAAGGAUCCAGAACCUCCUGCUUCAUGGACCGGUUUCAGAGAUGCUGGAAAUAUCGAGGUGAAUUGUUGUGUACAGCUGAAUGAAAUGUCGCCAAGCGAUAUUAUCGGUAGCGAAGAUUCUCUUUAUCUCAACGUUUACACGACUUCAAUGACUGGAAAUAAAGCUGUUAUAGUUUUUAUCCAUGGAGGUGGAUUUGUUCAGGGUUCUGGCACUGAUAAAUUUAAAAGACCAGACUAUUUUAUGAACAAGGACAUUGUUUUCGUGACUAUCAAUUAUAGAUUAGGAGUUUUAGGAUUUUUGAAUUUGGAUGACGAGGUCGCAGCUGGUAAUCAAGGUUUAAAAGAUCAAGUGGCAGCUUUAAAGUGGAUCCAAGAAAAUAUCUCCCAUUUCGGAGGAAAUGCUAAGAAUGUAACGAUAUUUGGAAAUAGCGCUGGUGCAGCAUGCGUUCAUUUAUUAACAAUAUCACCUAUGGCAAAAGGUCUUUUUCACAAGGCUAUAUGUGCAAGCGGAGUAGCGACAUGUCCUUGGAGCUUAGAAUUGAGUAAACCAGAAAAUUGCUUUAAACUUGCAUCAAUCCUUGGUUUCAAAGAUUCGAAAGAUCCUAAAGAAGUUGUUGAAUUUCUUCGAACGGUUCCAGCUGCGCAACUUAUAAAGGCUCAGUUCCAAAUAACUACAAUGGAGAAUGUCGAGAAUUUACCGACCGGACCUGUUAUGGAUGCCAAAUCAAAAAAUCCAUUUCUCCCUCGUCCGUUAAACGAACUCUUGAAAAACGAUGCUGAUAUACCGAUUAUGAUCGGAUAUACGAAUAAUGAAUUUAUAAUGUUCUUAAAAAAUGAUAGUGACGAGGGUUUAAAAAAAACAGACCAAAAACUGAAUUAUUAUAUUGAACAAUUAGCAAUCUCAAAGGAGCCAGAGAAAAUUGAUCGAUUAGUAAAAGAUGUGAGAAAUUAUUACUUUGGAAACGAUAAACCAAUAAUCAAGGAAGCUAUUCCAUCUUUGAUAAGUUUUAUGAGCGAUAUAUUUUUUUGUCAUCCAACCAAUAACAUAGUUGAUGAUCGAAGAAAGAGAAAUUGUGCACCGACAUAUUUAUAUAAAUUUUCUUAUGUUGGGAAUGAAACGACAAUUACUCAACUUUUAAGAGAAAGUAAAAUACAGUCGGAAAACCUAUGUUACUAUCCAAAGGGAGCUUCUCACACCGACGAGUUAUCUUAUCUCUUUUAUUUACCACUUUGCAAAGCUAAAAAUCCUUUACCUCCAGCAAAAGGAACUAAAGAUAGGGCUAUGAUCGAGCGACUUACGUAUUUGUGGACUAAUUUUGCCAAAACUGGGAAUCCAACGUCAUCUUUGAAUGAAUACGUUAAUACUACCUGGACACCUGUAAGUAACGAUACUCUUACAUAUUUGGAACUAAAAGAUUUUAUAAAUUGUCCAUUCAAAGAUGAGUUAGCAGAAAUGAUUAAAAGAAACGCUUAAAAAAUGAACAAUAAUUUAAUGAUAUGGGAUAUGGUAAUAAAAUGUUAAUAUAAUAUUAUUAUUAAUCAUCUCUCGUUUACGAAUAUAUUAUAUUAUAGAUUAAUAGAUAUUUGCAAGCGAUUUUCUUAUAUUUCUCUUUAUCUUUACGCGAUUUGUUAUCCAUAUCGUUCGAUAUACAUCGAUCAUUUAUUGAUUCUUUACGAAGAAAUUGGAAAAAAAAUAUUUUUUAACACAGUCAAUGCUUUUUCGGCUAAGUUUUCGGAUGAAAAUAUAAAAAGAAAUAAUUUGAUCUCACUAAGGAAUAUAAAUCCGUUCGAGAAAUUUAGAAUAAUUCGAUUCAUUGCGAUGAUAGAAAAUUGUUGUUAAAAAAUUGUUGAUUCGUCGGUUAUCACGAUAUAGAUAUAGAUCACGUUUUAUAAUUAACACUAUGCCGUCCGCACGUCGAAUUUAGAUUUUUUUGUGUCGCGCCGGUAGAACUGACACAUCAUUUGCACUUACACAUUUGCAUGGCACCAACAUGGAGCCAUCGGGACGUCAUAGAGUUAAAAUAUUUAAAAGCAAAGAUUUAUUUGAAAAAAGAAUAAAUUCGUAGGAGCACGUCUUACCGUUAGACUGCCUUCGGCAAGAUUGCGAACGAAAAUAACUUUGGUAAACAAUUGUCGUCGACCGUUGUCAAAAUAAAAAUACGAUUAUUCCUACUUUUAUCCU
This is a messenger RNA of Polistes canadensis, 2412 nucleotides long. Its product is annotated as esterase E4-like. The record is from RefSeq and is a predicted model, not a curated record. Bases 103 to 1704 code for a protein of 533 amino acids. Lineage: Eukaryota; Metazoa; Arthropoda; Insecta; Hymenoptera; Vespidae. The transcript has 8 exons.